AUGGUGAAUCAUUAAGCUCUACAAUCUGCGUCGGGCAAAGUUCUGUGUAAACUGUUGGACUUGGAUUCGCUCACAAGAAGUGCCGAAUGGAACAAACAGGACAACAGGCAAUUCAUACUUAAACAAGCGAAAAAUUAAAUUACAUAUUUUAUGACAUCAUACUUGGAAGUCGUCAGCGGUAGAUUGCGAGACGUCUUCAAAUCAAAUGCCUCUUUGUGCUGUUCAGAAGAAAAUAAACGUCAUCGUACAUUUGUACUGUCACAAAUGGAAUGGCAUCUCCUACGAGGAAGAUUUCCGUUUCUACGAAGUGCAAUUCAAUGAGGUCAUUCCAUUCGAAGAUGAUGCCAGCGGGCACGUAAUCGUUUCCUUUCGCAGCCAUCUUCUGCUGGAUGCCAUAAAAACAUUCCGACAUUAUUCGGAAGUUCUCCCGGUGUUACAUUCAUCAUUUAUGGAGCCAGCAGUUAGGAAUGAAUCUAGCCCCGAUGCCAUUACGUGGGAGAGGAAAACACAAUGGACGUACGAGAUGAACGAAACCCGCGAGGAUAACCACAUUGCGGGGGUUUGAGAACGUGAGGCUUUCCAGAAGUAUUCUCGUUAGCUUUCAUAAUUGAAGGAUUUUUUUUAUGGAAUUUCUUUUAAUACCUUGUGUUAUUGAGUUGGCGAUGAUUGUGUUUUUUUACAACAAGGCAGUAAAAUUUAGAUUUUCAUGGGAUGUGGUAAAUUAUGGUGAGAAACCGGGAUUCCGAAGCGUUCCUGAUUUAACACGAUGUUAGUACAAGUAAAUUAUGAG
Molecule: messenger RNA, 790 nt
Organism: Armigeres subalbatus
Lineage: Eukaryota; Metazoa; Arthropoda; Insecta; Diptera; Culicidae
Exons: 2
Coding region: 206-565 (119 amino acids)
Source: RefSeq, a predicted model, not a curated record